AUGAUUUUCCUAUACUUCCUUCUGAGUUUCUUUCUCUUCGGCUCGAGUAAAGGUGAUCAUCUAGCUACCAGCGCGGACGACACCGAGCCCGACGAACCCUUGUUCCUCGACAUCCCCAUUGCCGAUAUCGCUAAUGCGGCUGAGGACUUGAAGCUGGUUGAGCCCUGGACUAGCAGAUAUGUUGCUGCCAUUCACGAAAAGAGAUUUGGGGAUGCUUUGUGGGCACGUUACCACAUCUUUGGGGAGAUCAUCAAUGGUACCUUUGAAGAUACGAACGUGACAGUGCUCGAUCGUAUUGAGGAAGAUGCCAUGGAGUACAAAGUCAAUGAGCCAGAAUUGUUCAGCAAUGCACUCUCUUUCUAUGCAAACACAAGCAGCAACGAUACACAUACCGAAAUACUUGAUCUCCUAGCAAAUGUCAACCUCAAGGACGUUACUAGUCAUCUUGAAGAGAGGGCUACAUUUGGACUCACUCAGUCGCUGAGCUCAUAG
Molecule: messenger RNA, 492 nt
Organism: Fusarium graminearum PH-1
Lineage: Eukaryota; Fungi; Ascomycota; Sordariomycetes; Hypocreales; Nectriaceae
Exons: 2
Coding region: 1-492 (163 amino acids)
Source: RefSeq, a predicted model, not a curated record